ACUUUCUUAAUGCUAUCACAUGCCACUACUCAUCAAUAUAUCUAUCUCCCUUGUGAACUUUGCUUACCUUCUCUCCAUAUUAUGAUCAUGGCAUAAAACCAAUAUUUCGAAUUUCUUUUUGCGUAUGAUCUCUUUACACAAAUCUUGUUAGGUAUACAUAAUUUUUGGAUUUGAAUUGGAUCAUGGAAGGUUCGUUCGACGAAGAGUGUGACUAUUUGUUCAAGGCGGUUCUAAUAGGAGACUCGGCCGUGGGGAAGUCCAAUCUGCUGUCGAGGUUUGCUAGAGAUGAGUUUUGUUUGGAGUCGAAGCCGACCAUCGGAGUCGAAUUCGCCUACCGGAAUAUUAGGAUCGGCGAUAAGCUCAUCAAAGCUCAGAUAUGGGAUACCGCCGGCCAAGAAAGAUUCCGAGCCAUCACGAGCUCAUACUACCGCGGGGCAAUGGGUGCCCUUCUCGUUUAUGACACAACGAGGAGGUCGACAUUCGAGAGCCUAAGGAAGUGGUUGACGGAGUUGAGGGAGUUUGGUAGCCGUGAGAUGGUGGUAGUGCUGGUCGGAAACAAGUCCGACCUCGCCCACUCCCGAGAGGUCAGCUUGGAAGAUGGUCAAAGCCUAGCCCAACUUGAGGACCUCUCCUUCAUGGAAACUUCAGCCAAGGAGAAUUUAAACGUGGAAGAAGCAUUUUUGCAAAUGAUCAAUAAGAUCUAUGCCCUCACUUCUCAUAAGGCCCUAAACACUAAACCAAGUGAUCAAAAAACUGAUACUAUUAAUGUUGAAACACUAAGUGGGAACAAGGAAAUCAUAUGUAUCGAUGAAGUGUCUGCCACUAAACAAACUAGUCGAUGUUGCGCUUAUUGAACAAGGUUGAUUGAUUUAUUAUGAAUAUAUUUGUUUGUGUUUGA
Messenger RNA from Salvia hispanica, 898 nucleotides. RefSeq names its product Rab GTPase-like A1I protein (gene RABA6B). The record is from RefSeq and is a predicted model, not a curated record. NCBI's taxonomy places the organism in Eukaryota, Viridiplantae, Streptophyta, Magnoliopsida, Lamiales, Lamiaceae. Gene Ontology annotation, molecular function: GTPase activity; GTP binding.